AUGACUUUCCCAACAUACAUCAGACCAGCUUACAGAGCGAUUAGCUGUAUCAAGCCCACAAAAAGUAUUUGUACCAAGAUACUAGGGCAUUCGGGUGCUACGAAUACCCCCCAGAUUAACCCUAGGCGUUACAGUCCUAUCCGAGUCAGCAAGAAUACCAGUAAGGUCAACCAUGACAAGAAGUUCCGUAUGAAAGUGACUCGUAAGGUUCCAGCCAGAAAGCUCUUAGAGCACUGCUUUGACUUGGCCAAAGAGACGCAACGCAGAGAGUUAGAACAGUUAGCAGCGGAAGAGGAGGAGGAGGAAGAGGAGGAGGAAGAAGAAGAUGACUUGGAGACUGUCGCCGACGUCUACGACAGCGACGAUGAUACCGUCCCUGCUUACCUUUGGGACAGCGUGGAAGCGUUGGCAGCGCUUUCCUCGCUGGAGGCAUUACAUGCUCAUUUUGCAGCCAAUGCGUAUACUCAAGAAGGCUACGACUUCAACCAGCCAGCACCUACACAAUCUGAUAUCAACGUCACCGUUAAUGGUGAGAAUUUCCAUCCGGACGGCGGGUCCUCCAUUCCCAGGACAUUUGACCAGCUGUACAUCUUGGAACCUGAGCCUGUGCAAACAGAGCUCGAUUGUCCACCAUCAUGCGACGACAUGGAUAUCGACUUGGAGCCGUUGGUGCCGCCAACUAUGGACACCUCUUCUGUGGCCAACACCUCUCCGGAGGUUACCAAGCCACAGGUCCACAAACCACCCCCAACCCCAAAGCACCGGGGCCUUCAGAGACUCAAGCGCCAGCUUCUCAGGCAAUCCUUGCCUUUCUCUGAGCCCAUCUACCUGGAGUAUCUUCUCACACAUGCUCCAGAAGUGCCCAGCACGCCUCGCAAUUACACCCAUGUCCCUCGUGGAUUGCCAACGCCGGAGUCCUCCCCAGCUUCGGUCCAGCAUUUCAAUGGCCAGUGCUACCCAUCAGAGAAGUACCGUGGAAACGUGUACAACUCUGACCACGCCAACCAGCCCAAACUGGUUAGGUUUGCAGACGAUCUUGAACACGUUAGGAUCAUUCCUUCAAGAGACUCCCAGGAGUGGAGCGUCUAA
Molecule: messenger RNA, 1089 nt
Organism: Candidozyma haemuli
Lineage: Eukaryota; Fungi; Ascomycota; Pichiomycetes; Serinales; Metschnikowiaceae
Exons: 1
Coding region: 1-1089 (362 amino acids)
Source: RefSeq, a predicted model, not a curated record